Mercurialis annua (annual mercury) is the source of this 940-nucleotide messenger RNA. RefSeq lists its product as uncharacterized. The record is from RefSeq and is a predicted model, not a curated record. NCBI's taxonomy places the organism in Eukaryota, Viridiplantae, Streptophyta, Magnoliopsida, Malpighiales, Euphorbiaceae. The transcript is spliced from 3 exons. The coding region runs from base 60 to 482 and encodes 140 amino acids.
AGGGCAUAACGUAAUAAACGAAGGAAAAAGGUUAAGGAAAGAAAAGAAAAAAGAAAAGGAUGAAGGGGGUAGCAGGAGGGCCGUUGCUGUGCAUAGGAGAUUUACUAAGUGAUCUUGAUGAGAAACACCAUCAACAACAAGAAUCACUUGAAAAAGAUUCAGUUUCUUCUUCUUCUUUAAACAUUGAUUCCAAUUUGGAUCUCACCAAGCUUUUCCAGGAACACUACACCCACUUGAAUAGUGCACUUUCCGGAACGGAUCAUUCCUGGACAGCUCUCACUCUGAAGUUAUGUACCUCUCUGGAAACUGCAAACGAGUUGAUCCAGUCUACCAAUUCAAAUGUCAUGUUGCUAUCUGAAAGAGUUCAAGAGCUUGAGAAAGUUGUCAAGCGUGGAGACUCUGCUGUUGCAGCUGCGAAGGCUAUUCAUGUUUCUCUAAACCAAAAGGGAGGUUCGUUUAGUCGCAGUCAAAAUUCCCAGUAGUUCCAAUCUUCUUUGGUCCUGGUAAAGUCACUAUCCAUCUGGUUCAAGUCUUAGUCGUCAUGUAUAUUUCUUUUAUUGAAAUAUCACCUUCUUAGUGACAAUUAGUCGCUGCAAUUUAGUACUUUUAGUACGAACAUUAACUAAUUAGUUGCUGCAAUUUGAGUCUGGCGUGUUAAACAAGCCUGUCGAGAUCAACAAUACACGGCCAUUAGGAUUUUUUUUUUAUCAAAACAUGAGUCAUAUUGCUAUUUAAGACGAAUACUGGACAUGCCUAUGAAUUGAACUUUACUGAACUUACUAGUUGAUACAGUUCCAAGAUGCUAUUAUCUACGUUGCACGGAAAUUUCUCGAGUCAUACGUUUUGCCCCUUUGUUUCUGUUUCUGUAAAUGCCUAUGAAACUCUGAAACUAAAUAUAUAUAACCUAUUUUUAUAGAAAUACAGCAUUUUUGUUUCGGUA